Chroicocephalus ridibundus (black-headed gull) is the source of this 2982-nucleotide messenger RNA. It is a transcript of the gene PMAIP1, whose product is annotated as phorbol-12-myristate-13-acetate-induced protein 1. The record is from RefSeq and is a predicted model, not a curated record. The transcript is spliced from 2 exons. Lineage: Eukaryota; Metazoa; Chordata; Aves; Charadriiformes; Laridae. The coding region runs from base 83 to 247 and encodes 54 amino acids. Gene Ontology annotation, biological process: DNA damage response; release of cytochrome c from mitochondria; apoptotic process.
CCCACUCCGGUGCGCAUCCCCCUCUCCGGUGCGCAUCCCCCUCUCCGGUGCGCAUCCCUCCGGUGCGCAUCCCACCGCCGCGAUGUUACCCGGUAGGACCCUACGGAAGGUCACGCCGCCCGCCGCUCCCGCAGAGCCGGAGGUGGUGGCGGAGUGCGCCCUGCAGCUGCGCUGCAUCGGCGACAAGUGGAACCUGCGGCAGAAGUUCCUGAACCUCCUGACAAAGCUCUUCUUCCCGAAAACGUGAGCCCCCGCCUCGGACACGGUGCCCGGAAAAGCAGGGGAAGACCUUGGCUUGGUGGAUUUGGAAUGAGAGAUUUCACUGACAUUGGGAGAUGAAGAAAGCUCUUUGUGUUGCAUUUUGCUGCCUGCAGCCGCUGAAGGAUGGCUGUCGCAACCUGAUUUCUUUGAAGAAUCUUACAGCAAUAUUAGCAUGCGAAUGCCAGCUGGAAAAAAAAAAAAGAAAGAAAAAGAUUGCUAGCAGGGCCCCUCAUCACGCGAUGGGAAGACUUGGGACAAGAUGGAACUUGCCCCUCAGCCCGGUCUGAGAAGACUUCCGGCAGUCUGGUUUCCCCUGUCGUCCUCACGCCCCACAGCUAUGUUUCACCAAGGAGCUCGGACCACCUGGGUGCAGAAGCCAAAAAAAGCAUCAGUGUCUUGGAAUUUGGGAACAUAUAUCACAAGGCCAGGUGCUUGGUUUCUGACUGCUCGUGUUUUCUAAAGCAUGGAUUCUGCUGGACAGGGACCUGGUGGUGGGAUUAUUUCAUUUGUUAAAUAAACCACUAACUUUAUUGAAAGGUUAUUUGUUACGUGAUGUUGCUUUGUAGACUAAAAAUUACAAUUCUAUUAAUUAACAUGAUGUUGCAUAGUUCUAGUCUAUAUAAUAUAUAUAUAUAUUUGUGUAUAUAUAUAAUAUAUAUAAAAAAUAUAAAUAUGUGCACCCCAUGUGUAUGAAAUGAGUAUUUCACAGAACUAUUAACUGAAUGAUACUUGUUCAGCUUAAAAAAUAGUAUGAAAAAAUGCUCAAAACGUGACCUAAAACAUGACGUAAAAAUACAGUAUAUUAACUAGAAGAAAGCAGCAUGUUUUCUGGUAAUAUGAGAAAUACAUCAUGCAUCAGAGAGGGGAGCAUACUUUAGUAUAGCAUUAUAUAAGACAUGUAUAUGAAUAUAUAUUACACAAAUACAGAUAUCGAGGUACGUGUGGUGGAGGGAUUCUUUUAAUAUUACAAAGAAUUUCUUGAGAACAGGACAAUAUUGCUGUGUCUUUAUAAGUAACAAAAUAACUCUUCAAUAGAAGUAGAUUUUAAAGUUGAAUCGAAGUUGAAUCUCAAAUUUUCUUGAGAAUGUUAUUUAUUCAAAGAAAGCAACUACCUCUCUUUGAAGAAAUAAUAUCAAUAAAAUCAAUUGUUACAGUUAGUACAGGGAAGUAGCCUUGGACUUCUGAAUGUUUAAUGGUACUUACAAGUGAAGGUUCUUCCCUUGUACUUUAUUUCCCUUUCAUUUCAUGGCAACCUCAUUUCGGUCCCGGAAUGAUGAAGCCGCUGUAGCCCAUCCAGUGGAUGGUGAUGUAUUAUGCUUAUCUCACUUGAGGGGUUAUUACCCUUGUCUGGCUUAGGGGGACCUGAGUUAAGCAUGCUGAUUGCCAUUGAGGCAAACAGUAACUCUGCUAGUCAAUUCACGUCAGACACGAUCCUAAACAGUAUUUUUUCAUGCGUACAAGCUAGCAAGAAAACAGCUGAAGCUGACCAUGUUUUGUAGCUACCUCUUAGGUCAAUGGUCAGAGCUCCUUCUCUUAACUAACCUUGUUUGUAAGUACAUUGGCAUUGUAUAAGGCUGUGUAGCUGCACGUUCUGAAUUCUGGCUCUGUUCAAAUUACUGGUUUUCCUGCCUUGUAGUGAAUUCUUGUUUGUAUUUAUAUCUGAUGAUUAGGUUAUCUCUUCUGAAGUUGCCUUUGCAAAAUUGUCAUUACACAGCUCUGGUCACUCUGUCACAACCAGCUCUGUGUGGCUGUUACUUAUUGCCACUGAUUUCACUAAGCAGAACUGACUGACUUCGUCCGCUUUCCACAUGGAGGACUUAACCCCGUCCCACUGGUGUUACUGGGAGCUUUGCCGUUGGCUGAAGACACAACGCACGGUUCCCUCCUCCUCUAAGCCAGCCAAUACCUUUUCAGUGAGAACAUAAUGUUUCAAGAAUAGUUGUUAUUCCUCCUAGUACUGCAUAGUCACAUGUUUUGCUGACAUGUACAGAAAUCGGUUUUUCGGGUAUUAAAAAGUAAACACAAAGAGUUUCUGUUGGGCUCCCAGGCUAAUGUUGCGUCCAACUCAUCAAAGCUGUUCAUCAAAGACAGCCCCAACUUCAAGGGCUCCCGCUGUAUGUCCUGGGCUUGGUGGAGUCCUGGGGUCUUCAUCAAGGACACUAAACAAUGAUCAUCCCUGUUGAGGACUCUCAGGAAAAUUUGGCAUUAGUAUUUGCAUUACUAGCUGAAAUGUAUUUGAAUGAAAGUGUUCAUGUAUGAAUGAAAGCUCCAUGUGUGCUGCUUUGAAAUUCAAUAGAAAACAAAGUGCGGGCUUCAUAGAGCCUGCCCAGUUCUUCAGGCUGUAGCACACGACUGUUAUGGAAAAAAGCAUCCAUUUAAAUGCAUUAUCAUGGGGAUAUUUGACUUAAGUAUUAGUGCAGUAUUUAUCUGUCUAGACUAUUUGCUGUUUUGUGAAAUGUUUUUAUGUUUCUCCAAGCAUUGUCAAAAGUGCUAGUGUUCACCAGGAUCUCAGGAAGGAGACCUAGACCCAAGUGGUCAGUGCCAGUAUAUGAGCAAGCGCUUGCUGAUGUUCUCCCUAGGACUCCUUUUGUUAUUUAUGCAAAGGAUCUGCUAUAUAACUGCAUCAACAUGAGUUUGUUUUUCUUAAGGCUUAUUCUGGAUACAAGCCAGAUGUUCUGCUGUAUGGCCCAUGCAUGUAUGUCUUGAAUUCUUGCUAAGAUA